UAGGGGUGACAGUUCAUGGGGUGGAGGGACCCGGGUCUGAGAGGGGCCAGUCAAGGGGGGUUCCGGUCCCGGGCUUCAAGUCGAGGAGAGUGUUCAGGAUCUACCAGGAGCUGCUCACGACAAGCUCCAGAAAGGAAGAGGUUUUAUCAGAAUGUCAGCAUCACACAAGGUGAAGGUGGCUUUGAGAUAAACCUGGACCACAGGAAGCUGAAAACUCCCCAAGCCAAGCUCUUUACCGUCCCCAGUGAGGCCCUGGCCAUCGCAGUGGCCACUGAAUGGGACUCCCAGCAGGACACGAUCAAGUUCUACACCAUGCAUCUGACCACAUUGUGUAACACAUCUCUAGACAACCCAACCCAGCGAAACAAGGACCAGCUGAUCCGGGCGGCUGUGAAGUUUCUGGACACUGACACCAUCUGCUACAGGGUGGAAGAGCCAGAGACAUUAGUGGAACUUCAAAAGAACGAGUGGGAUCCAGUCAUAGAAUGGGCUGAGAAAAGAUAUGGUGUGGAGAUAGGCUCCUCCACCAGCAUAAUGGGGCCCAGCAUCCCAGCCAGGACUCGAGAGGUGCUCAUCAGCCACCUGGCAUCUUACAACACAUGGGCCCUACAAGGGAUUGAAUUUGUCGUGGCCCAGCUCAAGUCCAUGGUGCUGACAUUGGGCCUGAUUGACCUGCACCUGACAGUGGAGCAGGCCGUCCUGCUGUCACGCCUGGAGGAGGAGUACCAGAUCAAAAGCACUGAGGCAGGAGCCAUGCAGCGUCCAGGGAUAUGCAGAAUCCGGGGACUGGUCCUGGCUGCCUGAGCUGUACCACCCUGUCCUGCGGGCUUACCGAACUUCACCCAGGGGGCUCUUGCAACUGGAAAGAUACAUUUAUUUCAAAGUGAUUUUUUUUUUAGGGGGAGGAGGGGAAAGGACUGUUGAGAAGGACCCAGGACCACCGCAAUGCUGGUGGCUUGAGGAUUUGCUGCCUCAUGUCUGCGUGGGAUCAGAUCAUUCUGUCAAACACUUGCCCAGGCACAACUGACACUGUGGCUCCCUCCACCCCAGAGACAACAACAGAGAGCCCAGUCCCUGCUCAGCUGAUCGGGCAGAGAUCCUAGUUGGGCUCUCAUCCAUGCCACCAGUGAUUAUGGCGGGGAAUCCUACCCCCGUCACUCUGCCAGACCAUCGGGGGACUUACCGGUCUUCUCAAUGGCCUUGGCCAGAGCACAGACCCUGCCCUUGCAGCUGGGUGCUCGCCUGGGUGUUCAGAGCACCCAGGGAGCAUGUCUGACCCACUACCACCUACAUGUGGAACAUGGGGCUGGCUUUGUGUCCUUGACCUGGUGGAGGGAAGCAGUAGCCCGGCUUCACUGUGGGCAGUUUUGGCUGCCAAUGCCACUCACAGGCCCCCUCCCUGCAGGCUCCAGGGUCCCUCCUUGAGCACAUGCAUUCUGUUUUUCCUUUCAAAGCUGUGAAGACUUUAAAACAUGAGUUUGGUUCUAAGACUGGCAUGGGCUGACUACAAUCACUCUUUAAAGAAAUAGAGAACAAAAGGCGCUUUAAAGAAAUACAGAGGGCCUCUGUAUUGUAAGGGGUUGCAAGGGGUUAAGAUGCAACCUACAAAGCUUCUCUGCAGCCACUGCAGCACAAGUUCUAUCCCCAGCCAGGGAGCAACACACAUGGCACAGCAGACCUCUCCUGACUCACCCACUGCCCCCCUCAGCAGUGUAUUUUAGUCAAUCUGCCUGUUCUGUUCCCCAGUCUGUCUCUGGAGAGUCCUCUCACCCUCCCACAUCUCUUGCCUGUACUCCAGUUCUUGUAUGCAUAAAUAAAUAAAUCUUAAUAAAAACGAAAUA
Talpa occidentalis (Iberian mole) is the source of this 1841-nucleotide messenger RNA. It is a transcript of the gene ATPAF2, whose product is annotated as ATP synthase mitochondrial F1 complex assembly factor 2. Gene Ontology annotation, cellular component: mitochondrion. The transcript has 8 exons. Lineage: Eukaryota; Metazoa; Chordata; Mammalia; Eulipotyphla; Talpidae. The record is from RefSeq and is a predicted model, not a curated record. Gene Ontology annotation, biological process: mitochondrial proton-transporting ATP synthase complex assembly. The coding region runs from base 16 to 804 and encodes 262 amino acids.